AUGCAGCAAGAGUUAGUCCAGCAUGAUGAGGCAGACCUGGUGGCACAAAGCCCAUGCAACCGACCUGAUUCAGUGGACUCUGAGGAGGAAGGAGAUCAUGCCAAUGAAAACGAAGGAAAGGUAACAGAGUUUUCUGACUGGAUCCGUCUGAAACCAAUGGAGAAGUGGUCACUGGUGCAUGACACGAAGGGAGCUAGGUACGGCAUCAUGGGCGCUGAUAUAUCAAAUAUAUACAAGAAUGACCCUGUAUUGAAAGGGAUAACAUGCCUUCCGCUCAGUGCGAUAGUGGAGGUGACAUUUCUGCGCUUGGUAGAGCACUUCAAAAACACAAGUGCUGCAGCAAAUGAAGCAAUUGGCAACCCAUCAAUGAACUUCCCUGAACGGGUCCAGAAUGACAUGAAUUCAAAAAUGCAGAAAUCCAAGAUGCAUUGCGUGAUUUGCCUAGACACCAAAACAAGAAAUGUUUUCCAGGGGAAAGAGUUUCGGAAUUUUACAGUUCAGUCGAGGCAGAAGAAUGAGGUUGUUCACCUGAAAUCGGAAAGCAUAAGUAAGUUUGGCGAAUCCACAAUACAAGAAAGUGCCACCUGUUCAUGCAACAAACCACAGCUGCUUCACAUGCCCUGCACUCAUGUCAUUGCCGUCUGUUGUCAGAUUGGGGUUAGCACUGCUACAUACAUGUCUCCAUACUACAGCCUGGCCUACCUAGGUAGGAUCUGGAGUGGAAAUUUUGAUGAAUAUAAGAUCUCACGCAGCUACAGAAAUAUCACGCCAUUUGAAUGCAAUACAACAACUUGGAUCCCAGACAAAAGAUUGGAGUGUGGUCUUCCUGUUUUUGUAACAUCGGACUGCCUAGAAACUGUUGCGGAUGAGUCAGAGCAACAAUGCAACACUGGAAAUGGAUCUACUGAAGACAAUCAAGGAGCUACAACACGCGCUGAAGAACCUAAUGAGAUUUAA
This is a messenger RNA of Triticum turgidum subsp. durum (durum wheat), 957 nucleotides long. The record is from the annotation of a GenBank genome assembly. Lineage: Eukaryota; Viridiplantae; Streptophyta; Magnoliopsida; Poales; Poaceae.